Limulus polyphemus (Atlantic horseshoe crab) is the source of this 4284-nucleotide messenger RNA. RefSeq names its product zinc finger protein ZFPM2-like. The coding region runs from base 514 to 3702 and encodes 1062 amino acids. The transcript has 6 exons. The record is from RefSeq and is a predicted model, not a curated record. Gene Ontology annotation, biological process: cell differentiation; negative regulation of transcription by RNA polymerase II; positive regulation of transcription by RNA polymerase II. Gene Ontology annotation, molecular function: RNA polymerase II-specific DNA-binding transcription factor binding. Lineage: Eukaryota; Metazoa; Arthropoda; Merostomata; Xiphosura; Limulidae. Gene Ontology annotation, cellular component: nucleus.
AGUUUCGUCGAAGGUCACACCGUAUGGUGCACUGUGUGUUGUGAUGUUGAUAGAGACGAAGAGGUAACGGCCUGGUACAAGGUUAGUUCACCACCUAAUUCAGUAAAUGAGGAGUUUCUCACUGCAAAAAACAUAAAUAUCAUUUUACCGAAAGGUUGCUACCCUUGUGUCAAAAAACGUUUACUGGUUAAGAAGAAGAACGAGUUAUUUAGCGUGGAAACAAAACACAAGUACGUAGCUCUUUCUGAGAAGAAGGAAAAAGUAGCUGUUAAGAACAGAGUACGAUCCCUUUCAACAAGCGACUCAUCUACACACACUUCUCUGCAUACCGAGGACUGCCGUACAAGUACGUCACAGGAAAGACCGAACUUGGACUUGACAUUAGACAAGAAUGGGUGUGAAGAAAGUCCAGCAUUAUUACCAUUUUUACAACCUACUCUAUCACAUGGUGGUCAAAUUCUUUAUCUACCAUUUGUCGCCUCUCGGGUAUCGAAUAUUACUAAGGAGCAGGAUAUGAGUAGAGAAUCUGCCCAUCUUGUUAAUAAACAUGGUGGUUACCGUUGUGUUCCAUGUGGAAUAAUGUUUAGCAGCGAAAAGACGCUUCAUGCUCAUCAAACGUUCUAUUGUUCUCAUCGUCAAGAAACUAAAGACGACAUCUCGUUCCCAGUACAGAAUAUUAAUCAGGAGGAACCUGUAGUUGAACUUUCAGUAAACAAUUUUGAGCCUAAGCCUAAACAGGAGGAAGCCAGGGAAGAAAACUGCAGCAAACACAAUAUAUUUCAAGUCGAUAUAACUAGUAACGAUUUAAAAUUAGAUGCGCAUGGGGAAUCAGAGAACAAAAUGAUUACAUCAAAGUUUGAAAAAUUUAGAUGCUCAUAUUGCUUUUAUGCAUCAGACAAAAAGAGUGGGUUAACAAGACACAUGCGUAUCCACGAGACUCCUAUCUCUUAUACUUCUGAAACAUCUCCUCCACCUUCCAGGUAUUGUUCAUUGUGUCAUAUUCAGUUUUGUUCUAUGAAUACAUUUCAAGCACACAAAAAACAUUACUGCAAUAACAGGAAAGUCCAAGUAGCAUCAUCAACAUGCAAAAGUUCUGUAGAACCACAACUCGUGGAGUCUCAAAACUUCAAUGUACAGGACUCGGAAGAAUCCGAGUUACAGCGAAUUCCCACCCUAGAGGCAAAGGAACCGUUAAUUAAUAGUUGUUUCCAUGCCACUUCUACUAACCCUCUUAUUGCAAUGCCUUAUCUGCCACCAGUUGUUGUGAAAUCGAUAAGUUCAAAUGUUCUAUUACCAUCAGCGACAGUAAAGCUUAAUGGUUCAUUACUAUCAGAGAGUGAACCAACGUGUUACAGUUCUUUAAGAAACACCUUGCCUCUAAAAGUAGGAAUACCAUGUGAUAAUCUACCCUGUGUUCAGAGUUCAAAGAUAUUAGCAGAAGAUGACUGUCCAGAAGAAAAACCUUCAACGAACAAUUGUGGUGAGGUUUUAAAGAAAACACAAAAGGAAGAGAUCUUGGAGACACAGUCGUCAGGUGUUUUAGGCUUAGAUAAAUGUUCGGAACAAAAAGCACCAGAAAAGAAAACACACGAAAAAGAGAUCCUGGAGACGCAGUCGUCAGGUGUUUUAGGCCUAGAUAAAUGUUCGGAACAAAAAGCACCAGAAUUUCCAAUCGAUCUAACCGUUGGGAAAGAUAUUAAUAAUGCAAAUGUUUUCAUAUCAUUAAACGAACAUAGCCACUCGUCAUCUGAUGAUAACAUGACAGUUUUAUGUAAGUCUGAAUGCCAUAAAAACAUCGAACCACACCAACCUUAUACGACUAUGAAAACGGAGCUUUCGAGUGCCAUAAGUUGUGGAUUGCUUCCUUCACGUUUGCAAAUGUCUUGUCACAAACCAGCUUUAGUCAAUUCUAGUAAUCCAUUCUCUGACGUACCUAGCAGUUCAACAAACUCCCAAGCUCUAGUCAAACAAGGAAGCAGUCAAUGCAAAGAGUGUAAUAUUGUUUUUUAUAAGUAUGAAAAUUACAUGAUACAUAAGAAAAAUUAUUGUUCAUCACGUCAGCAAAAAACAAAGCAUAACACAGUUACUCCAUCUAAAACAAAGCAUAACACAAUUACUCCAACCGCUACAAGUUCUACAAUAAUAGACACAGAGUUACAGCAAGAUGGGACUUGUGAUUUAGAAAUAGAUUCAAGUAAAAUAACAGCAGCGAACAAAACUUUGGAAACUUUGCCUAGUCAGCCUAUAGAAAGACAGUAUUUUCAGUUCUUUUGUUUAGCCUGUGGUGUGAAGUUCACUUCUUUAAAAAAUUUGAAGGCCCAUCAAACAUACUACUGUUCAAAACCAAGUGAAAUGGCUGGACUAACAUCAGAACCAACACCACAAGGUCUUAUGUGCAAUCGGUGUAGAAUGUGUUAUACCUCCGAAGAGGUGUUUAGGUCUCAUCCAUGUUUUAUACGAAUACAAAACUUUAUAUUUAGUCCAUUCGAUGCUUUAUCUAUGCUGAGUCCUACUACAGCUGAUCCUAAUAUGUUUAAUGAAACUUCCAGUAGUUUUAAGUGUAUGUUUUGUGGAUACAUAGGUCAUACAAUACGUGGAAUGCGAACGCAUGUCCGUGCCCAUUUGGAAAGUAAUGCAUCGCCUUCAGAAAAUGUGAGUACCAAGAAUAGGCCUCAAAAUCAUGAAUCCCAAACACAUUUAACUACUACUACGAACGUUACUCAUUCUGAUGAAAAGAAGAAAAGGUCUGCCUCCGAAUCAACUCGCCUAUCAAAGAAUGAAGACAAAAAUAUUUCACGAGAAAGACGUCAGCAAAAGGACACCAGUCCAAUUAAUUUAGCUGAAAGUACUCCAACAUCAUCUAAGUAUAAUGACAAUAAUUGUAAACAUAAUUUCUGUUUAUUUGAAAGCAUGGACGCUAGGAAUAGAUGUCCUUCAGAAGGAGUUCACAAUACUAGCUCUGAGAGGGAGUGCCCUAUAUUAGAAAUUGAAAGGAGGUCCUCCGAAAAUUCGCCAGUUCACCAGAUCCAAAGUGAAACUCGGGUUUCUUUUAAAAUGAGAGAUGAUACAAAUGAAAAUGUUAAAACUGAAGAAUCCUCAGUUUUGGCCCCCAGUUUGGUACAAGACGCAAGUACCACUAGAGGGGUUUUAAGACUUUCUAAAGACAAAGAAAUGGUUGCGAGAUCUUCUUCAGAUGACGAACCAAAUGAUGUUCAACAUCAAUUUUUGAACGAACAAGUGCAUUGGUGUAUGUUGUGCCCGUAUUAUUCUAAAUACAAAGGAAAUGUUGUCCGCCAUAUUCAAAAUACACACAAAGAUCUCGUAAAUCCACAUAAUACAACGAUGUUUCUGUUAAGCAGUUCAACAUUUCUCCAAGAUACAAAUAUGGCUUCUUCUUCUUCUUCUAAUGAUAAUGACCCUUCCAAUUUUUUAAAAGAAAGUAAUUCCCAGAUUGAAAGCUACAUCAAUCGCAAAGAGAAAAAACGAGAUUUGGAUCUCGAUGAGCAUCUCGUCGAGGAAGUACAACAGAAUAACAGAUGUAAAAGAAAAGUUUCCAACGCAAACCGAUUAACAAGAAAAAAUCAAGGCCCAAAAUUCUGCAAGUCCUGUAAUAUCUCAUUUAAGUACUUACCCUCGUUUAUUGCUCAUAAAAAAUACUACUGCUCCUCCCACGACAGAGAAAGUAUUCCUCACGAGGUGUAGCCAUUGUUUAUUUUACUGACUCUUAAUAUUGAGUUUUGUUUAAAUUGUUCCAAGAAUUCAGUUUUUUAAACUGAAUAUAAACAAUAUUAAUUAUUUUUUAAACAUGAAACUAGGCUGUACAAGUGCAUUUAAUUAAGCCUUCUAGAAAUUAGUCAACUUCCUAAUUUUUUUUUCUCUGGCACAUUACUUGUUAACGCAAGUUGGUUUCGGAAGAUUUUUGAGAUCUCUAACUAAGAUACUUUAUCAGCUGAAUUGGAGAAUUGUUUCCUGCAAAUACUAAAUGUGUUUUUUAUAUACUUCAAAAGUCGAACGUUUUGUAUAUAUGUACAUGUUUUUGAUAUGUGUAAUAUGUGUGCUUAUGUGUUAUAUAAAAGUGUUAUAAGUAUCCCUGGAUAAUUUCUUUCUCUAUGUACAAAAGUACUCUGAUACAUGUGACCGAACUUGUCAAAAUAAUGAUUUCUCAGCAGUAAAGAAAAACUUCGAGUAAUAAGCGAGUAUCAUGCCGCAAUUUAUCAAAGUUUUGAUUUCUGAUUGAUAAUAUUUCUCAAAAGGAUAAUUAGUGAAACUUUAUUAUAUUGUAUC